Molecule: messenger RNA, 975 nt
Organism: Hemiscyllium ocellatum (epaulette shark)
Lineage: Eukaryota; Metazoa; Chordata; Chondrichthyes; Orectolobiformes; Hemiscylliidae
Product: tetratricopeptide repeat protein 9C-like
Exons: 4
Coding region: 68-616 (182 amino acids)
Molecular function (GO): protein binding
Source: RefSeq, a predicted model, not a curated record
UCCGGGGUCACGCAUGUGAGCCGGAAGUUGUCGGUGAGCAGGGAGUUGCCGGGUGACGGCAGGAGCCAUGGCAACGCCGAAUCUGCCCGAGGACCAGGUGGAGGCCCGCAUCCGGCAGGCGAUGCGAUACAAGGCGGAGGGCAACGAGUACUACAACCAGAGGAGGCUGCGGGAGGCUAUCAGUCGUUACCACUGGGCUCUGAUGCAGCUCAGGGGCUUGGACCCCAGCGAACCCACCCCCCUGUACGCCUUCGGCGAUGAGAAAGUCAAACUCAGCCCUGAGCAGAUGGCACUGCUGCGCGACACCGAGUGUGACUGCUACAACAACUUGGCAGCCUGCCUGCUCCAGUCCGAGAAGGUGAACUACAACAGGGUGCGGGACUACUGCCUGAAGGUAUUAGACAGGCAGGCGGAUAAUGCCAAGGCUCUGUACCGGGCUGGAGUGGCCCUGUACUACAUCAGAGAUUACGACCGGGCCCUGCACUACCUCUCAGAAGCGGUGAAGCUGUCUCCAAACGAUGUCCAAGUGAAGAGGUACCUGCAGGAGACCGAGCGAUGCCUCACCCAGUACCACAAGCGGGAGAAAUUGAUGUACAAAGAGAUGUUUGCCAAGUGAGCGUAGCGGUACCCUCAUGCCUGGUUCCUCGUUGCCACCCAUUGGAACAUUUGCCUCAGCUCCCCUCCACCCCCCACCCCCCCACCCCAACCCAGCACCUCGUGUAUCCCUCAGCAGGGAGGAAGGAAGGACGGCACAUUUCACGUCUGUUCAGAGUGAACUUGGUGGCACCCCCCUAUGUCAAAUCUACCCGUCUGCAGAUUGCUACCGACUGUCUCUGGUCAGGGUGGCGUUGGGCGUGUGUUGCGUAUACACCGUUAUUUAAUCCAGGCACCGGAAUGAUGCGUGUGUGUUUUUUUUUUGUUGCUUUUCAUUUCCACUGAAAUGAUAAAAAGAGAUGCCCGAUGUUUUCGGAUCGG